This is a messenger RNA of Sordaria macrospora k-hell, 606 nucleotides long. RefSeq lists its product as uncharacterized. Gene Ontology annotation, biological process: AMP biosynthetic process; ATP biosynthetic process. Gene Ontology annotation, molecular function: bis(5'-nucleosyl)-tetraphosphatase (asymmetrical) activity. The record is from RefSeq and is a predicted model, not a curated record. NCBI's taxonomy places the organism in Eukaryota, Fungi, Ascomycota, Sordariomycetes, Sordariales, Sordariaceae.
AUGGCAAUCGAUCUUCAGCCAUGGCUGGAUGGCAUUGAUGCCAGCAUGGUCUUUCACCCAGCUAACGCCUUUGUGAUUUCCUGCGGCACCGUGACGCUUGACCUCGGCCGCGGAAAGGUGCUGUUGAUCUGGAACCGGAAUCUUCAAAUCUUUCAGCUGCCCAAGGGCCGAAGAAACAUUGACGAACCCAUGCUCAACGCGGCUCUACGGGAGACAUACGAAGAGACCGGGGUGCGAGCGACGCCGUUGAAACUCAACAUUGCCACGAGAGCAACACCACCCACCGUCGACGAAGGGAUGGGGGCACCACAGAAGAGCCCCCAGAUCACCGAAGGACACAUGAGCACCGAAUUCGUCGGCGCCUGCCUCUAUCCAGACCCGCAGUCGGAUACGAAAGCGCUCAAGGCUGUCUUCUUCUUCGUGGCGACGGCCGACUCGACAGCCACGGGAGACAGUGGUACGCAGGAGGCAUACGAAAAGCUUGAGGCGUCCUGGGUGUCCAUCUCGGAAGUGGACCAGAAGCUUCGGUUCGCGAGCGAAGUGGCCGUUGUGAUGAAGGCAGUGGCCGACAUUAGGAAAUCGGGAUACACCAUCAACAGUGCCUAG